CUUUCGUCCUGCUAGUACACAUACAUUCAUACCUACAGAUGGGCCGCACUAACCAUGCAUCUAGAUCCAUAUCAUCAUCCAUCUACCUAAACCCACCCGUCUUGACAUCUUCCAUUCUCUCCCAUCCACGCAAUAAUGCCCAGCGACCCAGAUCUCCCCAUCAAACCAACCAAGUAAACCAACACCAACAUCACCAGCAAAAAAAAAAAAAAAAACGAAUAAAAAUGAAAAGCAAAAAGGUCCCUGCAUGGAUGAUCCUGCAAGAUCCAUCGUGCACCGCUUACGUAUCACCUCGGCUCGUCUUGUCGAUAUUACCUAUGCUAUGUCAACACCCACUGAAACAUCCAUCCCUCACGAGAUCUAUACAAAGAAUACCCCCAGGAGGGGAAGAAAAAACAAGGCUGAGGAUGUGGCGAUGACUCGUGCCGUGUUUCAGGUGCUGCGUAAGGAGACUGCAUCUUAGACUUCCGUUCGACGGUCUAUCCUCGGACGCUGGUUACGGAAAGUCGUCAUUCUCUCCGCAAGGAUUGAAUGGAGUCUGGACCUGUCUGGAUGCGCUUUGCCACUGUGGCUCAUUCUUUUCUCCUCCUCUAUUUGUUUUCUUUUCUCAAAGGCAGAAAGAAGGGGGAGAGAGGAGAGAGACACCGGAGUACUCCGUCCUCCCUCUCGUCCACUCUACAGUGUAGACUACACACAUCACUUCUAUUUAUAAAGAAACAAGGAUUCACAAUCCUGCCCCG
Molecule: messenger RNA, 740 nt
Organism: Aspergillus campestris IBT 28561
Lineage: Eukaryota; Fungi; Ascomycota; Eurotiomycetes; Eurotiales; Aspergillaceae
Exons: 1
Coding region: 39-419 (126 amino acids)
Source: RefSeq, a predicted model, not a curated record